Scheffersomyces coipomensis is the source of this 1639-nucleotide messenger RNA. RefSeq lists its product as uncharacterized. NCBI's taxonomy places the organism in Eukaryota, Fungi, Ascomycota, Pichiomycetes, Serinales, Debaryomycetaceae. The record is from RefSeq and is a predicted model, not a curated record. The transcript has a single exon. Bases 279 to 1571 code for a protein of 430 amino acids.
UUAAUAAGAGAUAAUACUGUAAUGUAUAAUUAAGUAGUUAAGAAACCCUUUAAAUAUCAAUUUCAAAUAUGUCACUUUCACACGACCUCAAAUCCCGACAUCCUAUAUACAACAGAGAAGAGUGUUUACAAAUUUAAAAGCCCGUCUGAAUCUUCCUAAGGAAGAAAAAUGAAAUUUUGGUUGCUAUUUUAAUUAAUCUGUACCAGCCGUAUCUUUGUUUCUUUCAAGGUAACAGUUAUUAGUAUAAAGUCAAUGGAAAAGUUAUUACCAUAAAUCGUAUGUCAUCUACUCUCCUCAAUCGUUCCAGUAGCUUUCUGCAACUGGAUCUAAAUAGACCUUAUAAUGACGAUAAUCCUAUUAGGAUUGCUCUACUCGGAGGGCCGAAAUCAGGUAAAACAUCAAUUAUAUCAAAAUUAUCGUUAAAUAACUUUAGAGACACUUAUUAUCCAACUCAUCAGAUCCAACCCAUCUUAUUCCAAUUCACCCCUUCUACAGAUUUAGCAAAAUCGAUUUUAGACGAAAAUGAAGCUGAAUAUACGUUACAAGAGAUCACAACACAUAGAAAUAAUAUAUCCAUAGGUCCUGUCAUUUACGAUGCAUAUCAUAAAACUAUUCAAAACAAACAUAUUAAAACUGUCAGUACCAAUCCUAAUAGGAAACCUAAAGAUAAUCUCAGCUCAAGUUCAAAAGUCAUUAUAAAUUCAAAAAAUCCUUAUUAUUUAUCAUACAAUACAAAUAAAUCAACAACUUAUAUCCCACCUAAUAUCACUCCAAUCUUGGUGGAAUUAAUAGAUACACCUCCUUUUGAUCCUCAAUUAGUGGUUCCCUUUUUAGAAGCUUCCCUUUAUAUCAAAUUAGAUAAAGAAAUCCUUCAUAAUUUAGCCAAUGAACCAAGAAAACCAGUUUCAACCAAUCCAUUAUUAGUAGCCAGUGGAGCUAGUGAAUUGAAUGGGAAUAUCGAUGGUUAUUACUUUGUUUAUAGUGCAGUACCAUCUCACGAUCCACCAUCUUAUGAAGAAAUCACCAGCACUAAUUCUAAUUCAAGUGGUGGUAGUGGUAAUAGUAUUAGAAGUGUACCAAGUCAUCAUGACUCUGAAAUUCCUGUUUUAGAAGAGUUACCAGGGGAUAAGACAUUUAAUCUAUUAUCGAUUAUGAAAGGUGCCUUAGAUGAAGCAUGGAGAGAAUAUUAUACUUUUAAAAGAAGAUGGAAUCAAGGUAAAGAACAAGAUAUAUUUUCUAUAAAGACUGCUUUAAAGAAUUUAUGGCAAGACAAAAAUCUUACCGAAAUGGAAACUAUGAGAAAGGAAUUAAGAAAAGAUAUUAAAUUGAUUGAUAAUUCCAAAGAUCCAUCUGAUCCAGAAUGUCCUCCUCCAAUUUGGAUAAUCUGUACUCAUAUAAAUAGUCCAUUUGCAUCACCUAAAUUGAUUGAAAAUGGUCAAAAGAUUGCUAAAUUUUGGAAAUGUGGAUUUGUAGGCAUUGAUAAUACUAAUGACAAUAUUGAUGAAGCUUUAGCUUUAAUAAUUAGGGAAAUUAUGGAACGGAAAAAGUUACAAAAGGGUAAGAAAAGGUAAAAAUUAGAGUAAAUAAAAUAAACUAUUCUUUUAUAGUAUUUAAUAAAUGUACUUUACAAAAGAACGAA